Pectinophora gossypiella (pink bollworm) is the source of this 1071-nucleotide messenger RNA. RefSeq lists its product as uncharacterized. The record is from RefSeq and is a predicted model, not a curated record. Bases 1 to 1071 code for a protein of 356 amino acids. NCBI's taxonomy places the organism in Eukaryota, Metazoa, Arthropoda, Insecta, Lepidoptera, Gelechiidae. Gene Ontology annotation, molecular function: nucleic acid binding; RNA-DNA hybrid ribonuclease activity. The transcript is spliced from 2 exons.
AUGGGAUCCGCUUUGAGAAUAGUCGAAGACUGGUGCAAUAGGCACAACCUAUCGGUAAAUCCGUCCAAGACGGAACUUAUACUUUUCACCAACAAACGAAAAUUGGAUAACUUAAAAUUACCCAAACUUUUCGGCACACAUCUCAAAUUAAGUAGCGAAGUCAAAUACCUGGGCGUUAUUCUAGACAAUAAGCUGCUAUGGAACAAACACCUAGAAAAUAAACUGGAGAGAGCCUGCAUAGCGUUCUGGCAAUGCAAACGGCUCAUGGGGAAAACAUGGGGACUCUCACCUAAGAUCACGCUUUGGCUAUACAAUACCGUGAUAAAACCAUUACUAACAUAUGGAGCAGUCGUUUGGUGGCCCAGGACCGAGCUCAGCACAACCAUUACAAAGCUACAGCAGUUCCAGAGAUUGGCCUGCUCUGCUAUCACCGGCUGCAUGAGAACUACACCUACUGCAGCACUAGAAGUAAUUCUGAGCUUGCCACCCCUGGACCUGAUCGUCAAACAGGAAGCCACGAUGGCAGCGAUGAGACUUCGCAACACCGGGAUAUGGAAUACAAAUGGCAUAGGCCCACAUACCAAAAUUCUAGACAGGGCAAUACAACAUCAAAAACUUUUACUCGCCCCAUGUGACAGUAUCCCACAAACGCAGAUUACAGAAAGAAACUAUGUGAUAAGUCUGCAGGAAACAGAGCGAGAUCAAUCCGGCAUCAGGGAACUCCGCAUCUACACAGAUGGUUCCAAAAUGUCCUCAGGGACGGGUGCCGGAGUUUUCUCACUCGACUUAAACAUUCAAAAAUCAGUGGCUCUGGGAAAAUACAGUUCCAUUUUUCAAUGUGAAUGUGUAGCCAUAAUUCAAGCCGCCAGCACAGUGAGGAAGAGAAAGGUCAAGGGUUAUGACAUCAGAAUCCUCUCAGACAGCGCAGCUGUCUUACAAGCCCUAAAUAAUGACAACUUAACCUCAGGGCUAAUAUACGAGUGCCACAGAGAACUGCAGAAGAUGGCUUUAACCAACAAGGUUACCCUGCAGUGGAUUAAAGGGCACAGUGGAUCGCUGGGGCUGCUUUAA